AUGGCGAAGAGAUAUAAAGGACCAGAGUUCUCGCUUUUCAGGAACCUGCCGAAAGAGCUCCGUCUUAUUAUAUGGGAAUUCACGAUCGUUCCGCGGGUUGUCGCUCUUGAAUGCAAAGAAAUUACCUCAACGCAUCUGGAAUGGUUUCUGGAGGAACUUGGCUGGGAUAAAAGACUGCCAUUGUGUACGGCUGGCGAGAUCUCGUGCUUUGUCGAGGCCGGUCUGGACAGAGUCCGGAAGGAACAUGAUGUGUCUCGAUCUGGAAUGCAACGUCUAGACGAUCAAGUACACGGAGCCAUCAACCUGCUAGUCGCUGGUAAAUCUUGGAAUGCAAGCAAGCGCUUCAAUCUGAGAAGUAUUGCUGCCGCAUAUAUACUUGCUGGCGUUGAGUCCAGAUAUCUGCCAGCGCUGUUAAAGUUAACGGGAGAAAUGGAUGUGGAGGUACUUUUAAAUUUUACCUCGAAUAUAUCUCCAGAUGAUAGCCCCCCCGCACUUAAAGAGAGGGUUCGAGAGCCCUAUGAUGGACAUCUCGAUAAAUUUGGUCUGCUAUCUCCUGUUAAAAUCUUAAGGUCAGGUUCUGCUCCGCCGGGAAUUCUGUCCGCUUGUAGAGAGUCCCGUGAAGUGGCCUUGAAACGUUACAACAUGGCCUUCAUAACACAUGAGCGACUUCAGGGAAUUUAUUUUGAUUUUCAAAAUGAUACUUUGUUCCUGGGAUAUGAUCAAUUCCAAGAUGCCGAUCAGGGCUUUUUCCAAGUCAAUUCUGUGGUGAAUAUGGUAGAGGGGGAGUUCAUCAAUCUCUUGUGGGAUUGCGUAGAUUCUGAUAGCAUGGAUCGUGUCAAAAAGCUUGCUUAUCUGGUCAAUCCGCAAGCGACAGGAAUAGAGGAGGAGGAUGUGAGUGAUCGUACCAAAUGGGUCGCUUUUUUGAUCAACGCCUUCCCAAAAGUAGAGAAGUUUACUCUCGUCAUCGAUCAAUUGGUCGAGAAUGGCUGUGAGUCUGAGUACGGACCAAUGAAACUGAUUGACCCUAUUCACGUGGACCAUACCAUGGCCAGCUAUAAUCAAUUCGAUCCUAGUCUCGCUUUGAGUCUCGAUCUACCGGAACCCGAAGAAAUCGAAAUAGAUGAUGUUGAGGUUGACCCAGACGAAGUAAUGGAAGAACUCGCGUAUACUUUUUGGGAGAAAGACGAAAACGAGUUACCAUCAGCUCCGCAGUUCGAGUAUAAGGUCGCGAUUAGUGAAAACUAUGCGUACGAUUUUAAUGCUUCGAGGGAAGCAUGCCAAGCAAGGAUUGAUGAAUAUUGCAGUCAGGAAGUUGAGAUAAGACCAGUCAAAUUUCGCUCAGCAAGAAUCGAUUGUUAUCUAGCCAAAGCUCUUAACCACGCGUCAAUGAACUGGUCAUCGAGAAAGUUACGCGAAGAGCUAUUUCAAGUUUCUAUGUCUUACGAGCGCAGCAUUCAAAAGGCUGGCGGCUUCUAUAGGACAGCGGCUAUUGCACAUUGGCUUCGAGGUCGCAAGAUUGCAUGCGCUCCGCAUAUUCAGUAUGUGGUCGUAUCGAGGAGUUGCUAA
Glarea lozoyensis ATCC 20868 is the source of this 1566-nucleotide messenger RNA. RefSeq lists its product as uncharacterized. The transcript has 3 exons. Lineage: Eukaryota; Fungi; Ascomycota; Leotiomycetes; Helotiales; Helotiaceae. Bases 1 to 1566 code for a protein of 521 amino acids. The record is from RefSeq and is a predicted model, not a curated record.